Micropterus dolomieu (smallmouth bass) is the source of this 4704-nucleotide messenger RNA. RefSeq names its product myotubularin related protein 11 (gene mtmr11). Lineage: Eukaryota; Metazoa; Chordata; Actinopteri; Centrarchiformes; Centrarchidae. The transcript has 17 exons. The coding region runs from base 436 to 2931 and encodes 831 amino acids. The record is from RefSeq and is a predicted model, not a curated record.
GCGAAGGAAUAAACAAACACAGCGCAAUGAUUCGGAAAAGGAGCACUAACGGUGAACACAUCUCUCCGUUUGUGACUAACACCAGUAAAAAAUAUUUCAGUGGCUGCUUCAUCGGGGUGUGCUCUUGUUAUUUGUGUGGUCGGGACACGGAUGCUCAGUGCGAAUAGCGAUGACAAGAGCGAAAAUAGUUUGCUUGUCCACACUGAACACCUCAGCUGUAGCAGCCGGUGAGACAGGCUAACCGUUACAGGACUCCGGACCUUUCUUCUCUUUCUGACGGAUUUUCUACGGCUAAAAAUGGAAAGAGGAGAACACUAACGUUAACCCAGCGACCGUUAGCUUAUAAAUUAAUAACAGACUUAUUAAAAUUUUCAUUAAGUCAGCUUUAUUUCCGUCGUAUUUUUCUAUUUAAGUCGAGCUGACCUGUAGUCAAUAAUGUUGACAGGAUCCAAAACCACAUUCAAAGUGCGGCAAAUGCUCCCAGAUAUCAAGGAGAGGAUGCUGAGUCAGAGUGGGGUGAACGCAAGGAGUCGAGAUGUGUUUGGGCUACGCUGCCUACCAGGCGAGUGCGUGAUUCAGAGAGCUGUUAUGGUGAGGAAGAAGUUGACUGCCAGGGAAGGAAGGGGCUGGCUGUCUGGGACCCUCUUCUGUACCCACUUCAGAGUGGCCUUUGUGCCACAGGACAGUCCAAAACCUGACGACAAUGCAGAGCCAGUGCUUUUAGGAGACCAUGAUGUGGCUUUGGCUUCCAUAGAGAAGGUUGUGGUUGUGGGCCCAAACAGGACCAAGCUAGUGACACCAAACUCCUCGCUGAAGUUCACUCCAGAAGAGCUGGUGCUUUAUUGUAGGGACCUGCGAGUCAUCUGCUUCCUGUUUGACCGCCUCACACCUGACGCACAAGUCAUAGAGAUAACCUACACCAUCGCCAAGACCUACCAGCCUCCCAAACCAGGGUCAGUGUUAUCUUUCCAGAACGCUGCCCUUGGGAGUGUAGAAAUGAAGCAGUUCCUAAGCAACCGUCGCCGAAAUACUCAUAUGAACUGGUAUGAGUCUGCCUCGGACUGGGAGCAAGAGCUGGAGAGGUGUGGGGCCACGGGCUGGAGAGUCAGCUCAGUCAACGACCGCUUCGAGAUGUCCACCAGCCUGCCUAGGUUUAUCGUGGUGCCACAGAAGGUUUUAGACACUGAGCUGAAGAAAAGCUUUGCCCACUUCAAUGAAGGACGCAUCCCUCGCUGGUGUUGGCGACACCCCCGAGGCAGUGAUCUACUGCGAAUGGCCAGCUUCCAGAACAACAUCUACCAUGAGAAAGAUGACAUCAGAAACCUUGAGAUGAUCCUGUUUGGUUGCCAGUCCUCUCUCUGUGUGGUGGUGGAGCUGGGUGAGGAGCUGCCCUCACCUGCUGAUAUCCAGCUGGCACACAGCCGCCUGCGCGCCCUCUGUCUGGGAGAUAUCUCCACAUCUGUGUCAGUGCCUGAUGAUAAAUGGUUAUCUACCCUGGAAAGCACCCACUGGCUAGACUAUACCAGGUCCUGUCUGAAGAAAGCUUCAGAGGUAGCUUGCCUGCUUCGCGGCGGUCACCUGACUGUGGCACUGCAAGAAGCGGACGACCGGGACAUGAGCUGUGUGGUGUCCAGCCUGGUGCAGGUGAUGUGUGACCCACACUGUCGGACCCAGCAUGGUUUCCAGAGCCUGGUGCAGAAAGAGUGGGUGAUGGCCGGCCACCGCUUCUACAGCCGCAUCAACUACCACCGUGACAACGACAAGGAGGAGGCUCCAGUCUUCCUGCUUUUCCUGGACUGUGUUUGGCAGUUGUUGUCCCAGUAUCCCUCUCGCUUCCAGCUAACAGAUGACUUCCUGUUGGCCUUGCACGACAGCAUCCACCUGCCGCUCUUCUCCAGCUUCCUGGCCAACUGCCAGCGAGAGAGAUGCAAACGCUCCCAGAACCUUGGGCAGUCCUACACUCCAGUAAAUGGCUGGAGAGAUGUGCUUCACCCGGAUUCUUCCUCAGAUCCAUCUGACCCUCCUCUGCCCUCGGUAUGGGACUGGGCCCUGCAGUACAACAAGCAUAGACUAGACCGUUUCACCCAACCUGUCACCCCAAUCCCUCCGCUCCAACCGCUGCUCAAUGGCAAUCUGAACACCAACCCAGAUGCACACAGGCUGACUGACGUCAUCCCUGGCUCCGUCUUCCUCCUCUCUCGGGGCACCUUCUCCUGUCCUGCUAACCUGCUUCCCUGGCGCAGUAGCAGUUCAGGCGUCUACAAGAAGAGCCACCGGAGGGCAGCGUCCUCUGAGAAUGUGCCUGGCCUGGAGAGGCUGCUGAAAGCCUGGGCCCUGACUGAAUUUCCGGGCCUCACUUCCAACUCCGGACCUCAAGGACCACUUGACCCCUAUGAGCCCUUACUGCCCCUCCUCAUGGGGCCCUGCAUGGGCCUGUGGAGGGAGUGCUACCUUCGCGGGGCACUCCAUGCGCAGGCGUUCUCCCACCCCAUCUCUGCAAACCACCCCCACCCUGUGGAGCGGCUAGCCCUGGAGGUACAACAGCUCAAAGACAAGCUAGCGCAAGUGUCCACAGGCAUGGACCCGGACCCAAACCCACCCACCAAGAGGGCCGAGCACCAGCGGACCGACACCAACCUGAACCAAAACACCAACAAUGGGACCUUCCUCUUCCCAGCACCAAAACCUCAGAACACGAUGACACCCAGAGUGGCACCCCCUCCUACCUCCACCAACCAGACCUUCAGGGGCCCUCCGCCUACCUCAGCUCCAUCAUCCAGGCCUGGCCACAAAGACAGUGGUGGCGGCAACAAGCACACCUUCUUGUUUGGGCACUCUUCAGUAACAGAGGCACGCCCUGACCAACGCUAUUACCCAGCACCCAAUAACGCCAAGCUGCCUAAGAGCAACGGGCCUUCUAUAGUGUCCUGAGGUCUGCUCCGCGCCUUAACUGUUCUUAUAUAUAUGAUACAAGCCUGGUCCACCCUGUGACCAGGUACUAUAAUCAAAUCACCUGCCUGCACAUAUGAGACUGACUUAUCCCUCAAUGUUAACAUGUACUGAGAAGACACAGAUGUGUGUUUCCAGUCAAACCGUAUUUGUUUGACUACAAGGUGAUUUAAAAACAUUUGGGUGGACUACAGUGAACUGCAACAGUAUGAAAUAAUCAGUGCAAGAGCUCUUGACUCUGCUACUUAUCGUCUGUACUGUAUUAAAAAUGUGACAACUGUUUUGUAUAUUUGCAAAGAAAAUCUUAUUAUUCAACAUUCCACUAAUGUAUAGAUCUCUAUAAAAAAAGAAUAAGGGCUGAAGAUGCUUAAUGUACCAACAGGACUCCAUAAGCACAUCUUGCAGUAUCUUAAAAUGCAGUGGAAGCUGUCAUGACACAUUUUGUAAGCGUCAUGCCACCCUUCAAGAAAGAUAGAAUGCUUGUAGUUUCCAUUUUUAACUUCUUAUCCAAAAUGGGUUACAGGGAUUGGGCAGGACAUAGUGGUGUGAUAGGGUGGGUCUUAAGGGCACUUUGACAGGAUACAUGGCAGUGAAGAAGACUUAGAUUUUUUUUUCAGCUGGCUCUUUAGAUCUUAUGUCAUGCUAAUGUGCAAAAAGACUUCCUAGUUUUUGUAUAUUAGCUUCAUCUAGAAAAGUAGAAUAUUGUUUGGAAGCCAUCAUUUUUGAACUCCAGGCGCUGUGACCAGUGACUUUAAUGUGGAAUUUAGGGCAUGAGCUAUUUUGGUACUGCUCUCAUAUCUUUCCACUUGCAUGCAUGCUUGGAAGCAAUGAGGCAUAUAUUCAGUUCAUAUUAGCCAGUAUGUGUCUGGAUGUGGCUAAAGUCACUGCACAUUAGUGCAGUAUAGUUCAGUUCAUUCCUGACUGACAUGAUGACAGUGCUUUAGUAAUAUAAUGUCAUCUAAACUUUCAUCUUUCUUUUUUACCUUGACCUUUAUCGGUCAUACAUAUAUAAAUAAAUAAGUGUGAUUUCUGGAUUGUUUCUGACCAAAUUUAGUAUUAUUUUUGAACAUUUCUCCAUUUUGUGGUGGAAUUGCAAAAAUUGACAUACCUUGAGAUGGUAGCAAUGUUGGAAGCAAAGGGAAGCUUAUUUCUCUGUGUUUACUUUUUAUUUGAUCAAUUUCCCUCCUCCUGCCUGGUUGUGUAUUAGUAUGCAGCCAGCAUUUAGGUCAAGGACUUGGAAGUGUCUGACUGUAUUUAAAGCACAAAGGGAAGUAUCUGGUCCUGCACCUUUAAAUCCAAAAAGGUUUUCGUUCGCAUGAUGUGGGUGUCAAGUAGAUGCACUUGCGUCAUUCCCACGGACGAAUAAUAUUGCACCUUUUGCAUGUUUUUCUAAACAGAUUUUUAGGCAGGAUAACAGUUGUCACAUGUAUGACAGAUUCUCUCAUGUCAAAAGGUACCUCAUUUGAUAGCACUAUGAAUUAUUAAAUUGUUGUAAAUAUUAUAUCAAUAUCAAGACACAUUGAUUUCAGCUUUCCAGGUGUGAUGCCAAUGCAUUUGCUUGGCGUCAAUGGAAAAAAAUUUAAGGUCACCUUUGCCCUGUUGCAUUGAAAUUAAUUUGGUCUUCUGUUGCACCUCUUGGUCUGUAUCAUUGUAUAAUUUAAUGUUUUUGGUACGAAUGUCACUUAAAUUUGCCAGAUGUACAUAAUUUUUUUGUAUCAGCAUGUUUUGAUUCUGAUAAAUAAAGUCUUAUCAGUU